CGAGCCGUGAAAGUGGUGCUGCGCCGUGCCCUCAUUCAAAAUGGCCGCUGCUGCUUCAAAACAGUGAGAUUGGUAGGAAGAGGAGGAAGGAGGAGGCCGCUGAGAGGAUAAAAAAAGGGAAAUAGAGGAGGAAAAAAAGAGGAAAGAAAGAAGGAAGAGAGGGACUCCCCAUGGAGUUGGGGGGCGAAGAAAGAAGAGGAAGGGGCCAGGAGAAGGAAGAGGGGGUCAAAGGGGCGCCCAACAUGGCCGCUCCCCUCAACGGCAGUGGCGGCAGUGAGACGUUCCCUUUGCACCGUGCGGUCUGGAAUAACGACUUCCAGCGGCUGGAAAAACUCCUGGAGGAACAGUACGCUGAGCGGAGGGACCCCCGCAGACGCACCCCUCUCCACCUGGCGGUCUCUUUGGGGCACAUCGAGUCCGCCAGGGUCCUCCUGCGCCACGAGGCCGAUGUCACGAAGGAGAACGCGCAAGGAUGGACAGUCCUCCACGAAGCGGUCAGUACUGGCGACCUGGAAAUG
Sceloporus undulatus (fence lizard) is the source of this 518-nucleotide messenger RNA. RefSeq names its product ankyrin repeat domain-containing protein 13A-like. The annotation marks the transcript as partial. Gene Ontology annotation, cellular component: cytoplasm. Gene Ontology annotation, molecular function: protein binding. NCBI's taxonomy places the organism in Eukaryota, Metazoa, Chordata, Lepidosauria, Squamata, Phrynosomatidae. The record is from RefSeq and is a predicted model, not a curated record. The transcript has 4 exons.